AUGAAGACGCAGAACAUCAGGACCCUGUGUUUGAUCCUCUCCAUAGUUGUGUACCUGCUCAUCGGGGCCGCCGUCUUUGACGCGCUGGAGUCGGACAGUGAGAGCUCCAAGAAAGAAGCGUUGGAGCAGAAGCUGACCGAGCUGAAGAAAAAGUACGGAUUCACUGACGAUGACUACAGAGAGAUCGAGAGAGUGGUCCUCCUGUCUGAGCCGCACCGCGCAGGGAGGCAGUGGAAGUUCGCCGGAUCCUUUUACUUUGCUAUUACUGUUAUCACCACCAUCGGUUAUGGCCACGCUGCUCCCCGCACUGAUGCUGGAAAGACCUUCUGUAUGCUCUACGCUGUCUUGGGAAUUCCUCUGACGCUGGUCAUGUUCCAGAGCUUGGGCGAGAGAAUCAACACCUUAGUCCGCUACCUCCUGCGCAGAGCCAAGCAGGGCCUGGGCUUACCGGAGACAGAGGUGUCCAUGGGAAACAUGGUCCUGGUGGGUCUCUUGUCAUGCAUGAGCACCCUGUGUAUCGGAGCUGCAGCCUUCUCCCAUUUUGAGGACUGGACGUUCUUCAAUGCCUACUACUACUGUUUCAUCACGCUCACCACCAUUGGAUUUGGGGAUUUUGUUGCCUUGCAGAAGAAAGAUGCUCUCCAGAAACGAUCGCCCUAUGUGGCAUUUAGCUUCAUGUACAUUUUAGUGGGGCUGACAGUCAUUGGAGCUUUUCUGAAUCUGGUAGUCCUGAGGUUUCUCACUGUUAGCGCUGAAGAGCCUGGUGUGAAACCUGAGGCAGGUGGCCAGGAGGAACAGACGCAGCGUAAAGACACACAGGUUGAUAAAGAGGUGUCUGUGGCUGAAGGGGAAACUGCUGAUCUCUAUGAACCCAGCAGACUCAGGACCUUUUUCUCCUGUUGCAUGUGCUGUGACACUGACAUUUACAGCAGCCCAGCUCAGUCUCAUUGUGACCAGGAUGGCGGCCACAGUAACCCCGUCUUUUACAACUCCAUCUCCUACAGGGUGGACCGAGCCUCCUGCAGCUCCUGUACUGGGUCGUCACAGGGGUCCCCCAGCAGUGUAGCUCUGUGUCUGGGCAGCAACAACCAUCAAAAGAGGAGGAAAUCACUGUAA
Cheilinus undulatus (humphead wrasse) is the source of this 1116-nucleotide messenger RNA. Its product is annotated as potassium channel subfamily K member 15-like. The record is from RefSeq and is a predicted model, not a curated record. NCBI's taxonomy places the organism in Eukaryota, Metazoa, Chordata, Actinopteri, Labriformes, Labridae. The transcript is spliced from 3 exons. Gene Ontology annotation, molecular function: potassium ion leak channel activity. Gene Ontology annotation, cellular component: membrane. Bases 1 to 1116 code for a protein of 371 amino acids. Gene Ontology annotation, biological process: potassium ion transmembrane transport; stabilization of membrane potential.